This is a messenger RNA of Baudoinia panamericana UAMH 10762, 357 nucleotides long. RefSeq lists its product as uncharacterized. Gene Ontology annotation, molecular function: racemase and epimerase activity, acting on carbohydrates and derivatives. Lineage: Eukaryota; Fungi; Ascomycota; Dothideomycetes; Mycosphaerellales; Teratosphaeriaceae. The transcript has 2 exons. Bases 1 to 357 code for a protein of 118 amino acids. The record is from RefSeq and is a predicted model, not a curated record.
AUGUCGUCAGAACCAAAAAGGAUCGGCCAGAUCGUGCGCCUCAAGCGAGAGAGCCUACAAGCAUACAAAGACUGCCAUGCCGCAGUUUGGCCAACAGUGUUGAAACAGAUCAAAGACUGCAACAUCUCGGAUUAUUCCAUCUUCCUCGAUGAGCAGUCUAUGACACUGUUUGCUUCCAUGAAGUACACAGGCAGUGAUUUCGACGCGGACAUGAAUAAGAUGAAAGCCAACGCUGAGGUGCAGCGGUGGUGGCAGAUGACAGAUGGUAUGCAGGAGAGUUUAGUGGAUGGAAGUACAGGAAGCAUGGAUCCCAAGGGUUGGUGGAGAGGAGUGGAGGAAGUGUUCUACCUGGCCUAG